Molecule: messenger RNA, 3606 nt
Organism: Tachysurus fulvidraco (yellow catfish)
Lineage: Eukaryota; Metazoa; Chordata; Actinopteri; Siluriformes; Bagridae
Product: probable G-protein coupled receptor 149
Exons: 4
Coding region: 1-2166 (721 amino acids)
Biological process (GO): neuropeptide signaling pathway
Cellular component (GO): neuron projection
Molecular function (GO): G protein-coupled receptor activity; neuropeptide binding
Source: RefSeq, a predicted model, not a curated record
AUGUCACCAACAGUAAACAAGACCAACUUGACGGUGGAGAGCCGCGACGCCACGGUCCCGACUGAAGAAAACUGGCACGUCCUCUUCGGCGCGUGCCUUGCACUCACCGCCGUGAUCUGCGCGGGUGGCUUGUUCUCGCUCGUGUCUCUGCUCAGGACCAGGAGCAAGUCCGCCAUGUGCCUCAUCGUAGCCUCGCUGUCGGCGGAUGACCUGAUCUGCGUGGUGCCGCUUUGCCUUUCAAUGGUCCUGCAUUGGAGAAGAAACAAUGAGACUGCGGAGGCUCGCGACGAAACUAUGUGCACUUUAUCCGGGCUCCUGUACAUUUUCCAAGGACUCUCGAGCAACAUAAAGGCGUGUCUCGUCGUGGCGUACGCGCUGUACGCAACCAAGCGCAUCGGAGCGCGCGAAGAGAGCAACGGAGAAGAAGGAAAUGGAAGACGCGGCCGCGUACUAUGCGCGCUCACGCUCGUGUGGGUGCUGAGUCUGGCGGUGAGUGUGCUCCCGUUGUGCGGCUGGGGCCGCUUUGCGCGCGCCUCCCUCGGCUGCCUGCCACACAGUGAUGACCUUUACGCGCCAUUCCUCUUCUCCCUGUACGCGCUGUGCGCUUGCGGAGUAGCGGUGUGCGCCGCGCCUCUCGCGCACCGGCUCCUGUGCUCCGCUGAGGAGCUCCAGCCCAGCGCCUUCACCUCACUGUCACGAGAGAGUUUAGAUAUGAGUUUUAGUGGGUUCGGAUCCCAUGUAACAGGCCUGAGGAGUAAAAGCGAGACGUGUUCGUGCUCUUCGCCUGCCAGUGAGCUGCGCUUCGGAGACGACGGUGUGCGCCGCUGCCCUGCCAGACUCUUUGCGCAGAAACGCUUCUCUUUGAUUUUGGCAAUGGCUCGAGUUCUGCUGUGGAUGCCGAUGAUGACGCAGAUCCUGGUCAGCCACAUCAUUCGGGUGCACUCUUCGUCUGUGGAGACGCUGUGCUUCUUCCUGACCUUGCUCUCAGCCGCUGUCACCCCGGUGUUCUGUCUCUCAGAGCGCUGGAUUCAUCUUCCCUGCGGCUGUUUCAUCAACUGCGGUCAGGAUGUCGGUUCCGUCUCUUCGGCUAUGCAUAAAAGGAGGUUUGAAUUCAACCUCUCCUUUCAGCAAGGUUAUGGCAUUUACAAGAUACCUCACACAACCUCACCCUCUGUGGAGAAGCCGUGCUACAGCAGCCUGUAUGAUCACGAUUUCUCUAAAAGCCGAGUCGCUAUUCUAAGCAGUGGGCAGAUUACGAGUCUGGCCUCACGUGACUUCAAGAAGAUGGUGGUGGAAGAAGAGGAGGACUGCUCCCUCCACGGAAAGCUCCUCUUGGACAGUGCAUCACGGCAGGUGAGAACAGAAGCCCCAGAGCAGCUGAACUCGGUGGAGCAGGACGCUUUUGGAAAGGUGUCUCCAGCUGUUUCGGGCUGUGACGGGGAGGACCUGAACCUCGACAGUUCUUCGGUUUUUGACGGUCCGGAGAGGAGGCUCUCACACGAGGAGUGUCGCAAGAUUGAGCUGACUGACUGGGAGUGGUGCAGGAGCAAAUCAGAGAGGACACCAAGACAGAGAUCUGCAGGUGGCUUGGCAAUCCCUCUCUGUGCUUUCCAGGGCACUGUGUCGCUCCAAGCUCCAACAGGCAAAACCCUCUCGCUCUCCACCUACGAGGUGAGCAGUGAUGGCCUCAGGAUCUCCCCCACCAACGCCAAGAAAGUCGAGGUGUACCGCUCCAAAUCUGUGGGCCACGAGCCAAGCGCGGACGAGCCGAACUCCGGGUGCGGCGGUGGUGGAGGCGUAGCCGACACCAACGUCAAGAUCCAUCUGGAGGUUCUGGAGAUCUGUGACAAUGAGGAGGCCAUGGACAGUGUUUCGAUUGUGUCUAACAUCAGCCAGUCGUCGACGCACGCACGAUCCCCGUCUCUGCGCUACUCUCGGCGCGAGAACCGCUUCGUAUCAUGUGAGCUGGGAGAGACAGCUUCAUACUCGCUGCUGAUCCCAGGGUCCAGCCCGGAUGCUGACGGUCUCAACAUACACAUCCCGGAUACGGUGGAGGCACACCGACAGAACAGCCGGCGCCAGCGGAGUGAGGCUGGAGGCUACCAUGAGGAGAUCCAGCUUCUCAACGAGGUCUACAAGAAACAGGAGGGAGAACUGAACAACUAAUAUGAGCAGACAAGUGCUGACUGAAACCAGUUUGAACGUCCUCGGUGAAGGACUAGUACUCGAGACAAAAAACAUGAGAUGUUGGAGAAUAAGGACAUAAGCUGGGAUACAGAUUAUUUCAGAAGUUGCAGGAGAUGAUGCAGGAGAUGUAUGUGGCUUAUCGAAAAUAGAAUUUAGGCUUGAGAGAUAUCAAACAUCUUAUACAGUAAAAUACAGAUAGAAUUUAGAAGAUUUUUUUUAAUGGUAAAAUAGAGACCCAUCUUUGAUUUGUCCUUCUUGGGGAACACAUAAAGGAUCCAUGUAGAAGGGUUUCCCAGCUAGCACUCCAAGUAGCUAAACGAAGUACUCUUAAAUAUCAAUAUUUUCCCAAUUUAUAUUAGCAUUAAAUUUAUUAAUACGAAACACGGCCCCUCAUUUCCUGAUGGUAGUAAAAGGUCAGGGCCUCUGCUUACUUCAUGCAGACAAAUGUUCAACUGGCCUUCACAAACAACGUGAUGUAAUUAUGGAGCAAACUGACACGGUUCAUUAUGUCGUACGAUCAUGAUCGAACCCAAGCCAGUUUGUUCCAAGCAUCACUUAGGUUUAGCACGCUAAACUCUUCAUCCUCGGCUACAUCCUCAGUUAAUUGUUAUGGUCUCGUCUACCGCCUGUCCUUUUUUAUCUUCUUCUUUUAACCGAUCUGAAGCACUCGUUUUCAGAGUUGGUAUAAAUGUCAAGCUUUUUUUUUUUCUUCCUCUUGGAAUUAGCGCUAGUAAUGAGGUGUCUCUUUGUCAGGAUUUGUUUCUGCCACCUACUGGAUGUGUCAGAGAGAUUUAUUUUUGCAUUGUGUCUGAUGUUUACACUCCUUUAGUGUGUCUCCGGGUACUCGAAUGCUGUACAUAUACAGGAAACACUAAAAGCCGAUUACAGAAAGAAUCGUAAUGUUGCUAGCCUUAAAGUAGAUAAGGCCAUAGGGAAUUCUCACAGCCCUACUGAUUACCGCUGGGGCAUCAUUAGCAGGAACAGACGUCUUUCCUCAAACAGCUUAGAAGCACACUUAUACCAAAUCAAUAACGGCAUUUACCUAAUGUACAUGAGUCAUAAACCACAACGUCAACAAUAACAAAUGCUUUAGUAUUUAUACAGCAGUCUGGGAAACGCCUUCGCAUGGUCAGAUAUGGACCGGGUUGAAAAAUGCAUGUACGUCUGUGUGGAAAAUGAAUUUCAUUCCAGUUCCACUGAAAGACCUCCAAACAGUAAUUAUCUGAAAACAGCUAGUGUUUAUUGAUUUCAUUAGCAUUUGUACAUUCAUGAUUUGUGACCACUUGGUUAGGGUAGCGAGUGUGUGUGCGUGAGUGAGUCAGUGAGUGAGUGAGUGAGUCAGUGAGUGAGUGAGUGAGUGAGUGAGUGAGUGAGUGAGUGAGUGAGUGAGUGAGUGAGUGAGUGAGUGAUUGAGUGAGU